AUGGAAAUCAUCAAUACAGCUGUCAGACGCUUUGAUCUUAUCAAGAUAAUAAAGCUUAUCAACAGAAUUUGUGGCCAGGUUCCCACCGACAAGCUUGGUCGAUCCAUUCAGACUAGUGGAGCUACCGUCAACUACCUAGUAUCGGCCGUCGCGACCAAUACGGGCACCAUCAAGAAUGACGAAGGUUCGGCGUGGGUUGAUGACGAGUCGCUUGAAUUACAAGAGUUCCAUGCUACGUUCGCAUAG
Molecule: messenger RNA, 246 nt
Organism: Penicillium angulare
Lineage: Eukaryota; Fungi; Ascomycota; Eurotiomycetes; Eurotiales; Aspergillaceae
Exons: 1
Coding region: 1-246 (81 amino acids)
Source: RefSeq, a predicted model, not a curated record